UACCACAGUACCAAUAACUGUGCAACUAGGGUAUUUUGGCGGAAACUAGUGUUACCAUGGUAAAACUGUAGCAAGGGAUUUCCUGUUGUUUUGAGGAUCUGCCGUUAGAUUCGGUCGAGACGGGACUCGUGCCUUUGCCACGUUACACUACAUUGCGUUUGGUUCAAAUGUGUUCCCAGUAAUUUCUCGGUAAAGUGCCGUAUUUCCAUUGAUUCAUUCAAGUAUUUGAGCUGAAGUAGAAUAAUCGCAAGAAAAAGAGCUGUCGCUAUCUCUAGUAAUAGAUCGUCAGCACACAUUAGUUUCCAAAUCUCAAGAAGGAUAGAUAGUAUUAUUGUAUUUAGUCUAAUAUAGCGGAAGUGCAUUAUGCAGAGUGGAGCCCCGUUUUCUCGCUCGCAAAUAAAAUAAUGGGAGAGAAAUGAGAAGGAAAACAAAAGCCCAGCGAAUUCUUGACUACGAGAAUGAAGAGGACGACGAAGAGGAACAAAAACCGGACUGCUUCAGUAACGGUGCACAGAAACGGAGAAAAAUAUAUCCAGCCAAAGAGAAAACGGAAGAAAAUGAAUCGUCCGACAGCGGGCUUCAGAAGUUAGACACGAAGGUUAAUGAGCUGGAUUGUUCUUCUGCAGACCUUUACACUGACAGCCCUCCUACUUCUGAGUCUGAGGAGGCUCAUUAUUUACAGUCAUACUCGAAGAAGGAGCUCAUUGCCAUGGUCAUAUGCAUGCAGAAGGAAAUGGAGGACUUGAAGGAACAACUUAGGUGCCUUACAGCAUGUGGAAAGCUGGCCAGGAACCUGGAAGCUCUGAUCGAGAAGACCCAGAUGUGGUCAAAUGGGGACAAUGGGACUUCUCUCCCAGUUUCCCCAGGCAUAGCACAGGCACCAGCUGAGGUGGAUGCUGUGAUACCAGAAGCACUGUCUGCUCCAGCUGCUGUAAAUGGGCAGUGGGUGAACCAGGGGCCAGGAACACAGAAACCUCAUGAGAUUACUCAGAAUGCUCAGAGGGAUGGGCUCUUCACAGAGUUCAUCACUCCUGAACUUUUGGAGAGAUGUAACACGGGCACCACCGCCCAGAAACUGACCAACGACCUGCUCCGUGGACUCUAUGAGAGAGACUGCCUUGCUUCACACUCCAUUUCUGGAGUUGUGUACAACAAAAAGGGCCAACCCAAGCCUGCUCUUCCCAGCGAAGAGGUUCAGGCAAUCCUGAGAACUGUUCAGUAUUUCUUUCCUGGCAAGACUGAUGCAGAGAUCAAGGGCUACAUCCGACAGAAAUUGCAAAAUGAAGCCAAGAGGUUGAGGAAGAAACCUUCAAUCUCAGGCCAAUAUGAGUCUAGAGUUAGUCUAUCAAGCCCCAGGUCGAGCAGUCUGCACUUAGAUAUGAUUGACCAGGAUUGAAAUGUAUGGUUAGUGGAUAUCAGUUUUGUGUUUUGCAUUAAAGUAGCCUUAUUCUGUGUUAAUUAUAAUUAAAGGUUAUGGACUUGAGUGAAAUUAAUGUGCUUUGACAGUCUUCAAAGAAAGCCACAAUGAUCUCUUGCAGCAGUCUCUUGGCUACUGACGGUUGUGGCGUUAUUGAUGUGAAAAUGCAAAUUAGUGAUUCCAGAGAAGUCCAAAUUUUGCAUUCACAAAGGCCACUGGCUGUUAUGAGCAGUCAAUGCUUGAAUAUCAAUAUGUUUAGAUAUAAUAAUGUGUCCCUGUGAAUGUCAGUUUUUUAAUACUUUGUAUUUAACAGAUGUGUAGACUGAGAAAAUAUCAGUGUGCAAUGAAAGCCGUAGAGUUUGACUAUUAUUUACAUUGUAUUUUCAAUGUUUUUCUUAUUUGAUGAUGGUCUUUAUGAGAACAUAGCUUUAUGUAUGUAGAUUUUUGUUAUUAAAUAAUGAAAACUCAA
Messenger RNA from Xyrauchen texanus (razorback sucker), 1886 nucleotides. RefSeq lists its product as uncharacterized. Lineage: Eukaryota; Metazoa; Chordata; Actinopteri; Cypriniformes; Catostomidae. Gene Ontology annotation, cellular component: nucleus. Gene Ontology annotation, molecular function: DNA binding; transcription corepressor activity. The transcript has 7 exons. The coding region runs from base 416 to 1396 and encodes 326 amino acids. Gene Ontology annotation, biological process: positive regulation of neuron differentiation; negative regulation of Notch signaling pathway. The record is from RefSeq and is a predicted model, not a curated record.